This is a messenger RNA of Aphidius gifuensis, 892 nucleotides long. Its product is annotated as small ubiquitin-related modifier-like. Gene Ontology annotation, biological process: protein sumoylation. Bases 325 to 618 code for a protein of 97 amino acids. Gene Ontology annotation, cellular component: PML body; nucleus. Lineage: Eukaryota; Metazoa; Arthropoda; Insecta; Hymenoptera; Braconidae. Gene Ontology annotation, molecular function: protein tag activity; ubiquitin-like protein ligase binding. The transcript has 5 exons. The record is from RefSeq and is a predicted model, not a curated record.
GAGAUUACCAGAAAUGUGAAAUCGGCUGAAAUUUCUGAUGCAAGAACGUCCUCAUUUUUAUUUAUUUUUUUUUCUUUCAUGUAAUUCUACCAUUUUGAUUGAUUCCACCUCCAUUUUGUCCAUCUUUCGACCAUUUUAAGUACUGUUAAAAAUAAGUGGUGGGGGUAGCGUCAGGAACAAGGAUCGGUUGUGUUUGCUAGGGUCGCUGAGAGACCAGUACAGAACUGAGAAAAACUACGCGCCAUAUUGCUUGUGUAUAGUUAGCAGCUAGUAGCGCGUGGUCGUGUAUUUGUGAAAAAAAUACUUGGAAUAAAAUAAAUUAAUAUGUCGGAUAACCAGGAGCAAAAACCAGAAGCCGGUGGCCAAGAUGCAAAUUCUGAAUACAUCAAGCUCAAAGUUGUGGGAAAUGACAGCAAUGAAAUUCAUUUUAGGGUUAAGAUGACGACUCAAAUGGGCAAGCUCAAAAAAUCGUACAGCGACAGAGUGGGUGUACCUAUGACAUCACUCAGGUUCCUUUUUGAUGGCAAACGGAUCAAUGAUGAUGAAACACCAAAGCAGCUCGAGAUGGAAAAUGAUGAUGUUAUCGAAGUAUACCAGGAGCAGACAGGAGGUUUUUAACAAGUUCCAACUGCAAAAAAAAAUCAUCAUCAUUUGCGAACAAAAUUAACAAUCUACAGCCACAAAUAAUUUCAACAUAAAAAAAAAAAAAAAUUCAAUUUAAUUUUUGUUUUCAAAAUAUCUGUUUAAUAUAAAAUAAAUUGAAUUAAAAUAAUGGGCUGGUGGACAUUGACGACUAUCGAUUAAAAAAAAAAAAAAAACAAAUUUAAAAUUAUCAACUUAAAUCUCUGAAAAAAAAAUCUUAUAAUUAAAUCAACAAUUACUUUUUAUUAUC